CAAAGAUUUGUGAGAGCCUGAUUCCACUGCGUUGUGACACAUUUCAGAGUUGUUUGUGUCGAAACUUCUGAUAACAUGUGUUCUGUAUCCGGGUUCAAGGUGAAAGUCCAACAAAUCCCACAAGAUGUCGGUUGCAAUCCUGCUGGUGUGCUGUUUGGCAGUGAGUGUCAGCUGCCAGAGUCUGACCUCUGAACCCCCGCGAUGCUGCCAGCCUCGCCAGUGGAGAGGAAUACUGGGUGGUGUAGGAAGUAAUGUGUACCCUCUCACUGGAAAUGUGGUUCCCGUUGAUUCUUACACGUUCAUGACGUACGACUAUGACCGGAAAAAGAUAGGCCUGGAGGUACACUUUCGCCUGCACAACAACACAGAGCGUGUGGUUCAAAGCUUGCUGGACUUUGGAACGGACCAGAUGUUCCUCUACGAGGAUGGCAAGUGCACUGUAGCAAAGAUCGGAGAGCCCAUCCAAGAGCCCUGUGUUCCAGGGCCCCGUGUACGGGAGACGGGCAGUGUUCGUGUAAGGGAACUGGGAGCGGCGGACGAUCAAAGGAAAACACCCACGGACACUGAUCUAGCAAGGUCUUGUGACGGGGGAGCUUAUCCUGCUAGUUUUAGUUUUCCUAAGAGUUUUACGACACUUGCCACACAAAUUGGUCAGUUUUAGUAAGAGUUUUACGGUGCUUGCAACA
Aplysia californica (California sea hare) is the source of this 686-nucleotide messenger RNA. RefSeq lists its product as uncharacterized. Lineage: Eukaryota; Metazoa; Mollusca; Gastropoda; Aplysiida; Aplysiidae. Gene Ontology annotation, biological process: cell-matrix adhesion. Gene Ontology annotation, molecular function: calcium ion binding. Gene Ontology annotation, cellular component: extracellular region; lysosome. The record is from RefSeq and is a predicted model, not a curated record.